AUGCGCGCCGCCCACGAGUCCCACCCCAUGCGACGUGCUAGGGCUCCGGAGCCCGCGCGCUCCCCCUUGUGGCCGCUGGCUGCCUCUGCAGGGUGCCGGUCCCGAACUCCUGGCUCCCCUCUGCGCUCUCCUGGCUGCCCCGACGCCGCCAGGCCACACGCUGUACUCCUGCAGGUUCCAGUCUGGGAUGAGCAGCUGGGGAGGGCUGCCGAGGCCUGGGCCACCCAGUGCAUCUGGGUACAGGGACCUUCACAGCUGAUGAGAUACGUGGGCCAGAACCUCUCCAUCCAUUCUGGCCGGUACCAUUCUGUGGUGGAUCUCGUGAAGUCCUGGUCUGAGGAGAUGCGGCAUUACUUGUUUCCGGCCCCGAGGGACUGUAACCCACACUGCCCAUUAUGGUGUAGUGGUGAGAUCUCGGCUCACUUCACACAGAUGGUGUGAGCAUCCUCCAAUCGGCUGGGCUGCGCCAUCCACACCUGUAAUAGCAUCAGUGUCUGGGGCAGCAUCUGGCAUCAGGCAGCAUACCUGGUCUGCAACUACGCCGUUAAGGGCAACUGGAUUGGCGAGGCCCCAUACAAAAUGGGAAAGCCGUGCUCCACCUGUGCCCCCAGUUACCAAAGCAGCUGCAAUAGCAACGUAUGCUUCUCUGGGCUGAAAUCCAAUACAGGUAUUGAUCGACUUACGACCUAUGCAACUUACAACCAUUUGACUUUACGACCACAAUCGCUAGCCACGACUGCUCCACAUCUGGCAGCGCAAACGUUGCCCAGCUGGGCAUACGACAGUGCGGACCAGCUUCCGGCAGCACUACCAUCUCUGCGUGCACCAUUUCAACUGUACAUAUAG
Messenger RNA from Cebus imitator (Panamanian white-faced capuchin), 846 nucleotides. RefSeq names its product R3H domain containing like (gene R3HDML). Lineage: Eukaryota; Metazoa; Chordata; Mammalia; Primates; Cebidae. The record is from RefSeq and is a predicted model, not a curated record. The transcript is spliced from 7 exons.